Nilaparvata lugens (brown planthopper) is the source of this 939-nucleotide messenger RNA. RefSeq names its product peptidyl-tRNA hydrolase ICT1, mitochondrial. Gene Ontology annotation, molecular function: translation release factor activity. The transcript is spliced from 5 exons. Bases 261 to 884 code for a protein of 207 amino acids. The record is from RefSeq and is a predicted model, not a curated record. NCBI's taxonomy places the organism in Eukaryota, Metazoa, Arthropoda, Insecta, Hemiptera, Delphacidae. Gene Ontology annotation, cellular component: mitochondrial large ribosomal subunit. Gene Ontology annotation, biological process: mitochondrial translational termination.
AAUCAAAUAUUCACUACAUUUAACAUGAAUCCCAGAAAUUAAAAUAAAAAGAAAAUCUAUUUUAAUAUAAUAAUUCAAAUAUUUCAAUGAAAUUUGAUUGAAACUUGAAACGCAACUGGGGUUUUCUUCUUUUGAAGAGUCUUGUAAUUCAAGUGGCAUUGGUUAUAAUUAUAAAUAAAAAAAAGAACGAUAUAUUUAGGUUAUGUUUACUUUAUAUUAGUCUAAUUUCUUUAUAUUAAUUCCAUACCUCUAGUUCAGUAAUGCGGCCGGUAUUUUUUAAUGUUCUAUCCUGCGCUAGAAUUUUGAAUAAGCAAUGUUCUCAAAUCACAUCCACUUGCAGUUUUCGACCUUUAUCUAUAUCUAGAGCUCUGCAAACCUAUGAGAGUAACAUUGGUCUAAAAAGUUUAUACCCUACCAGCUCUUUAAAAUUAUCUACACCAACAGAGCUUCCAAAAAGUGAUGAUGGAAAGUUUUCUGGAUAUAUUCCUCUAGAUAAAAUCAGCAUCACGUACAGUCGAAGCGGUGCACCUGGUGGCCAGAAUGUGAACAAGGUCAACACCAAAGUUGAUAUCAGGUUCCAUGUGGAUUCAGCCGAAUGGAUUAGCAAAGAGACCAGAGAUCGAAUCAAAGAAAAGAAUCAAAUGAAGAUAAACAAAGACGGUUACCUGAUUGUGAAGUCUGAGCGGACGCGCUACCAGCAGCUGAAUGUGGCCGAUGCCAUGGAGAAGCUACGGACUGUCAUCAGGGCAGCAGAGGAGGUCACCCCUCAGAUGUCACCCGAAACUGAGGAAUUGCUCCGAAAAAGGAAAGAACGAGCCAACGCUCAGCGACUGAUAGAAAAACGAACAAAAUCCUUGCUGAAAUCAUCCAGACAGAAUUCUUAGUUCUUAGAUUAGUUAUGAAAGUUUAUUAAUAAAUCUGUAUUGUGUUGAAUAUUGA